Messenger RNA from Dendronephthya gigantea, 2510 nucleotides. RefSeq names its product HBS1-like protein. The record is from RefSeq and is a predicted model, not a curated record. The coding region runs from base 127 to 2109 and encodes 660 amino acids. Gene Ontology annotation, biological process: translation. Lineage: Eukaryota; Metazoa; Cnidaria; Anthozoa; Malacalcyonacea; Nephtheidae. The transcript is spliced from 6 exons. Gene Ontology annotation, molecular function: GTP binding; GTPase activity.
GCGAAUCAAUAUGGCCACAACAAAAACAUACUAUUUUAUGGACAGAGGAAAACGCCGAUCAUCUCUUUUUCAAAUCGCCUGUGAUCUUUCACAGUAGGCCCACGGGUUUAUAAGAUUGUGAGGAAAAUGUCACGGCACAGAAAUAUUCGGAAUUAUGCUUAUGAAGAAGAUAUGUACGAAGAUGUUUACGGUCAUUCUGUUGAAGAACAUGAUCUGUGUGUCUCGCCAACUACCGCCCAACAAUUCAUGUAUCGUCGUGGUGAGACGCAACAUCGAAACUUGUCUUCCUUCAUGGAGGAGCCAGCAGAUUACGAAGACAACAAGUACUUGGACCAGAGUGAACAUCUUGGAGCUGUGAAGGAUUAUGAAAUCCCAAAACUGAGUAGGGAGGAUGAAGCAAAACUGCUUUCCUGUAUGGAUGAAUUUCGAUCGAUUCUUGGUGACCAUUGUGACGAACAGGAGGCAAAGGCUGCCAUUUUGAAACAUAACUUUGAUUUGGAGAGAGCCCUUGAUGAAGUCUUAGAUCAAGGUGGAAAUCAGGAUUUGAAGAGCCAUAAUGUUCCUCGAAAGGAGAAAGAUGUUUUAAAAUUUGAGCAUGUCAACAAUUUGCAUUCUGAGCAUGGCUUAGGCGCGCGUUCCCAGCACGAAAUAGGUCAGGCCGGCACGAAGCAGAAUUUUGAAAAGCCGUUGCAAAAUAUAAACAAAGUGAAAAUGUUUAGCGAGCGAAGUGUUUUAAAUGCUGAAGAAACAACCGGAAAAGGAGGCCCAACCGAACAAUCGUUGUUCUCGUCUAAUGCAAAACUCCAAAAUUCCCCGUUAAAAGAAUUGUCGAGGACUGAAAAAUCUAAAAAACAAAGGGAGUCUAUCAAAUCAGUUCGUAGCAUUGCGGCGUCUAAAAAGUUGGUCGAGAACUCUUUUGUCGCCCGGGUUGUUUACGAGAAAACAGGGUCGUUGUUCGCGAAAGAAAGCUCAACUGGUUGUGGCGUGUCAAAAAACGAGGGUCGUGAUACUUUGCCGUUAGGUCAACUGUUGAAAACACACCAAACGCUUGAAAGCAAAGAUUCACAAGUUUCACCUCUUUCCAUGCAUCGUGGUUUGAAAGAAACUCAGUCGAAUAUUAGACCUACGCUUUCAUCACCCGUGAUUGGAUCACAAUUCAAGCCCUCGCUAUCAAAUUUAAGUCAAUCGACAGAAACCAAAUAUUCAUCUGGAGAUGACUUAGGGAAAACAUCAAGUUCCGACAGAAGAAAUGGUUCGUUAAUGACAUCGCCUUUGUCUGCCUCAAAAGUCCAAAACACGUCGCCUUUGAGCAAGAAACUUGCUUCAAAACAAGAGUCUAAAGAUAUGAAGGGAAUCUCAGUACAAGUUUCGACAAAGAUGCCUCCUUCACUUGUGCAUAUACCAUCCGUUGACGAGUCUUCAAUAUCGCCACUUACCCGGUUGAAAGCAGAACGGUCUUUGAAUGACAAGACAUUUGGAACGUUGUCUGGAGACAAAGCAAACACAGACAAUACAGCGAGAGCAUUGGUUCACAUACCAACAAAUGAUGGAUGCUUGGGUCGUCUUCUCAGAGCUAGACAGUCGCCUAAACGCGAUGAUUGUGUUUCGAAAGUUGGCUUAGAAAACAACAACAAUUCAAACCUCAAUAUUGGCGUAGGCGAAACAAGCGACAAAGCGAAAUCUGGGUUGUCAACGAUGAAGCCUUUGACUACCUUUCCUGUGUCCGGUAAAACUGAAAAUGCUGGUUUAUCUUCGUCGUUUUCGCGCAUGAAAAUCAAUCUCAGUGAAAAAUCAGGUAAAGAUGAGGGUUUAUCCGCAACACGAAGUGAUUCUCGUGAGUCAUCAACUAGCGAUGUUGAAGACGACUUCCUGAUCGACUUUGAACAAGAUGUUUCUUCCGGAGAGUCAGUUUUUGAAUUCCUUCAUGGUCCAAGCACGUUUGCGUGCACGUUGCUCGUUUACUACGAAAAACCCGGUCCAAAAUGGAAGCCCGAUGUGACAAGAAGAUUUCAAAAUGAUUUUGCAAUCGUACCCUUUGAUUUCAGCACGGCAUCGCCUGAUGACUUUGUCCUGGCAAAACAAAAGAAAGCUCGUUUGCAAAGAAAAUAGGUCGAAGGUAUCUUAUAGCUAAACUGUCUUUGUGAUAGAUUUCAUGAUUUCACCAAGAGACAAUGUCGCAUGGAAAUAUCUACAAGAACAUGUUUUAUUGUAAAUGGGAUAACUUUUAACAAUGAUAUAUAGUGAUAACGUUGCAAUCUAGACACGGAAUAUUCUAAAGACAGCUUUGCUUACUAAUGAGUUUAAAAUUUUUUUGAUACGAAAGGACCAAACCAAAGUUUUUCAUGAUAGACCAAAGAAGUAGACACAAUCAUUUUUUGUAGUCAAUAUAAAUCUGUGGUGUAAAUAAUUGUAGAUGAAAGUGCUUUGUUUUUUAAGAAAAGCCAUAUCCAAUCUUUUCCAUCGACAAUUCUGCACAUGAUGUGUAUAUAUUUGUAUAAAAGUUAUUUUAG